This is a messenger RNA of Chrysoperla carnea, 8190 nucleotides long. It is a transcript of the gene ck, whose product is annotated as myosin-VIIa. The coding region runs from base 71 to 6571 and encodes 2166 amino acids. The record is from RefSeq and is a predicted model, not a curated record. The transcript is spliced from 7 exons. Lineage: Eukaryota; Metazoa; Arthropoda; Insecta; Neuroptera; Chrysopidae. Gene Ontology annotation, molecular function: protein binding; ATP binding; cytoskeletal motor activity. Gene Ontology annotation, cellular component: cytoskeleton; myosin complex.
GACUUAAAUACAAUUAAAUUGAUCGGCUUAUGAGUGAAGAGGCAGUUGUUAUUUUCAUGCUUCGUCAACGAUGGUUAUCGUUACUCGGGGUGACUACAUUUGGAUAGAACCAGUAUCGGGAAAUGAAUUUGAUGUCGCAAUUGGUGCUAGAGUUGUAUCGGCCGAAGGACGUCGAAUACAAGUACGAGAUGACGAUGACCGUGAAAUAUGGCUUACGCCAGAACGGCGUAUUAAGGCCAUGCAUGCAACAUCCGUACAAGGAGUGGAGGAUAUGAUUAGUUUAGGUGAUUUACAUGAAGCUGGAAUUUUAAGAAACCUUUUAAUUAGAUAUAAUGAAAAUUUAAUUUAUACGUACACUGGUUCAAUUCUCGUUGCUGUCAAUCCAUAUCAGAUAUUACCAAUAUACACAGCAGAUCAAAUAAAAUUAUAUAAAGAACGUAAAAUUGGUGAAUUACCUCCACACAUAUUUGCAAUUGGUGAUAAUUCAUAUGCACAUAUGCGUCGUUAUGGACAAGAUCAAUGUAUUGUAAUAUCUGGAGAAUCUGGUGCUGGUAAAACCGAAAGUACAAAAUUAAUAUUACAAUAUUUAGCUGCAAUUAGUGGAAAACAUUCAUGGAUUGAACAACAAAUAUUAGAGGCUAAUCCAAUUUUAGAAGCAUUUGGGAAUGCAAAAACUGUACGAAAUGAUAAUUCAUCACGUUUCGGCAAAUAUAUUGAUAUACAUUUUAAUAGUCAUGGUGUUAUUGAAGGAGCGAAAAUUGAACAAUAUUUAUUAGAAAAAUCUAGAAUAGUGUCACAAAAUCCAGAUGAACGUAAUUAUCAUAUAUUUUAUUGUUUAUUGGCUGGAUUAAGUAAAGAAGAUAAACAAAAAUUGGAUUUAGGCGAUGCUAGUCAAUAUCGUUAUUUAACUGGGGGUGGAAGUAUCACAUGCGAAGGACGUGAUGAUGCUGCUGAAUUUGCUGAUAUUCGAUCUGCAAUGAAAGUAUUACUAUUUACCGAUCAAGAAAUUUGGGAAAUCAUUAAACUAUUAGCUGCUUUAUUACAUGUGGGCAAUAUUAAAUAUAAAGCAACCGUUGUAGAUAAUUUAGAUGCAACAGAAAUACCAGACGCCACAAAUGUCCAUCGUGUUGCACAAUUAUUAGGUGUUCCUGCUCAACCAUUAAUCGAUGCACUUACUCAAAAAACAUUAUUCGCUCAUGGGGAAACCGUUGUCUCAACAUUAUCAAAAGAACAAUCAGUGGAUGUGCGAGAUGCCUUUGUUAAAGGGAUCUAUGGACGUUUAUUUGUUUUAAUUGUCAAAAAAAUCAACAAUGCCAUAUUCAAGCCAAAAGCAUCAACACGAUGUGCAAUUGGAGUUUUGGAUAUAUUCGGUUUCGAGAAUUUUAGUCACAAUAGUUUUGAACAAUUUUGUAUAAAUUAUGCAAAUGAAAAUUUGCAACAAUUUUUUGUUCAACACAUUUUCAAAUUAGAACAAGAAGAAUACAAUUUGGAAGGUAUUAAUUGGCAACAUAUUGAAUUUGUGGAUAAUCAAGAUGCGUUAGAUUUGAUUGCAAUAAAACAAUUAAAUAUUAUGGCUUUAAUUGAUGAAGAAAGUAAAUUUCCAAAGGGUACCGAUCAAACAAUGUUAGCGAAAAUUCAUAAGACGCAUGGUACGCAUAAGAAUUAUUUAAAACCAAAAUCAGAUAUAAAUACAAGUUUUGGAUUAAAUCAUUUUGCUGGAGUUGUAUUUUAUGAUACUCGUGGGUUUCUCGAAAAAAAUCGUGAUACUUUUAGUGCAGAUUUAUUACAAUUAAUUCAUAUAUCCAAUAAUAAAUUUUUACAACAAAUUUUCGCUGAUGAUAUUGGAAUGGGAAGUGAAACUAGAAAACGUACACCAACUUUAUCUACACAAUUCAAAAAAAGUUUAGAUGCGUUAAUGAAAACUCUGUCAAGUUGUCAACCCUUCUUUAUUCGAUGUAUUAAACCCAAUGAAUAUAAGAAACCUAUGAUGUUCGAUCGAAAUUUAUGUUGUCGACAGCUACGUUACUCAGGAAUGAUGGAAACAAUUCGUAUACGACGUGCUGGAUAUCCAAUUCGACAUAGUUUUCGUGAUUUUGUUGAACGGUAUCGAUUUUUAAUACCUGGAGUUCCACCAAGUCAUAAAACUGAUUGUCGUUUAGCGACAAGCAAAAUUUGUGCUUCUGUAUUAGGCAGAACUGACUAUCAGUUGGGUCACACCAAAGUAUUUUUAAAAGAUGCACAUGAUUUAUUCUUGGAACAAGAAAGAGAUCGUGUAUUGACUAGAAAAAUUUUAAUUUUACAACGAUCAAUACGUGGUUGGGUAUAUCGUAGACGAUUCUUGCGAAUGAAAGCUGCUGCUAUGAUUAUUCAAAAGUAUUGGCAAGGAUACGCACAACGCCAGAGGUAUAAACGAAUGCGAGUUGGUUAUAUGCGCUUACAAGCGUUAAUUCGAGCACGAGUUUUAUCACAUCGCUUUCGACAUUUACGUGGCCAUAUUGUAGGAUUGCAGGCACAUUCCCGAGGAUUUUUAGUACGACGAGAAUAUGGUCAUAAAAUGUGGGCAAUUGUUAAAAUACAGUCACAUGUUCGACGUAUGAUUGCUCAACGACGAUUCCAAAAAUUGAAAUUUGAAUACAGGCAGCAUUUGGAAGCAUUACGCUUACGCAAGCUAGAAGAACGGGAGUUGAAAGAUGCGGGAAAUAAACGAGCUAAAGAAAUUGCUGAACAAAAUUAUAGGGAAAGAAUGUAUGAAUUAGAACGUAAAGAAAUGGAAAUCGAAAUGGAAGAUCGUCGGAGAGUUGAAGUUAAGAAGAAUAUAAUAAACGAUGCAGCCAGAAAGCAAGACGAACCUGUAGAUGAUUCAAAAUUAGUUGAAGCUAUGUUCGAUUUCUUACCAGAUAGUUCAAGUGAAGCACCAACGCCUGCUCGUGAAACUUCUGUAUUUAUGGAUUUACCAAAUAAUACGGAUCAACAAGAAAUCAUAUCACCAAUGCAAACACCUUCAGAGGAUGAAGAAGAUUUAAGUGAUUUUAAGUUCCAAAAAUUUGCUGCAACAUAUUUCCAAGGAAACAUCAAUCAUCAAUAUUCAAGAAAACCAUUAAAACAUCCUCUCUUGCCAUUACAUACCCAAGGGGAUCAAUUAGCAGCCCAAGCGUUGUGGGUUACAAUUUUACGUUUUACUGGUGAUAUUGCUGAACCAAAAUAUCAUACAAUGGAUCGUGACAAUACAUCGGUCAUGUCAAAAGUAACAGCAACACUAGGUCGUAAUUUUAUACGUAGUAAAGAAUUUCAAGAAGCACAAAUGAUUGGAUUGGAUCCAGAAUCAUUUAUGAAAACAAAACCACGAUCAAUUCGACAUAAAUUAGUUUCGUUAACACUAAAACGCAAAAAUAAGCUAGGAGAAGAUGUUCGAAGAAAGCUUCAAGAUGAAGAAUACACUGCAGAUAGUUAUCAAUCGUGGCUUGAAUCACGCCCUACAUCAAAUUUGGAAAAAUUACAUUUUAUUAUUGGACAUGGAAUUUUACGUGCUGAACUUCGUGAUGAAAUUUAUUGUCAAAUUUGUAAACAAUUAACAAAUAAUCCAUCGAAAUCUUCACACGCUAGAGGCUGGAUAUUACUGUCUCUCUGUGUGGGUUGUUUUGCUCCAUCAGAAAAGUUUGUAAAUUAUUUACGAGCAUUUAUUAGAGAAGGUCCACCAGGAUAUGCACCAUAUUGUGAAGAUCGAUUAAAACGUACAUUUAAUAAUGGAACACGAAACCAACCUCCAAGUUGGUUGGAGUUGCAAGCUACCAAAUCGAAAAAACCUAUAAUGUUACCAAUAACUUUUAUGGACGGUAAUACAAAAACAUUACUGGCUGAUUCAGCAACAACAGCUCGUGAACUUUGUAACCAAUUAUCAGACAAAAUUGCAUUGAAGGAUCAGUUUGGAUUUUCACUGUAUAUUGCGUUAUUUGAUAAAGUUUCAUCACUAGGAAGUGGUGGUGAUCAUGUUAUGGAUGCAAUCUCACAGUGUGAACAAUAUGCGAAAGAACAAGGGGCCCAAGAAAGAAAUGCGCCUUGGAGAUUAUUUUUCCGUAAAGAAAUUUUUGCUCCAUGGCAUGAUCCUACUGAAGAUCAAGUGGCAACGAAUUUAAUAUACCAGCAAGUUGUCCGAGGUGUUAAAUUUGGCGAAUAUCGUUGUGAUAAAGAAGAAGAUUUAGCUAUGAUUGCUGCUCAACAGUAUUUUAUUGAAUAUAACACUGAUUUAAAUGUCGAACGAUUAUUUUCUCUUCUUCCAAAUUACAUUCCAGAUUAUUGUUUAACUGGUAUCGAAAAUGCAAUAGAUCGAUGGGGUGCUUUAGUUGUACAAGCUUAUAAAAAGAGUUAUUAUUUAAAAGAAAAAGUUCCUCCGCUUCGUGUUAAAGAGGACGUAGUAGGUUACGCGAAAUUUAAAUGGCCAUUAUUAUUUUCACGAUUUUAUGAGGCAUAUCGAAAUUCUGGUCCCAAUUUACCGAAAAAUGAUGUUAUUAUAGCCGUUAAUUGGACUGGAGUUUAUGUCGUUGACGAUCAAGAACAAGUAUUACUCGAAUUAUCAUUCCCGGAAAUAACAACCGUGUCUAGCCAGAAAACAAAUAAAGUAUUUACACAAACAUUUAGUUUAUCAACGGUUCGAGGAGAAGAAUUUACAUUCCAAAGUCCAAAUGCAGAAGAUAUUCGUGAUUUAGUUGUAUAUUUUUUAGAGGGUUUAAAAAAGCGGUCAAAGUUUGUGAUUGCUUUACAAGAUUACAAAGCCCCAGGCGAAGGCUCCAGUUUUUUAACUUUUCAAAAGGGCGAUCUGAUUAUACUGGAGGAGGACAGCACAGGCGAGACAGUUUUAAAUUCAGGGUGGUGCGUUGGGCGUUGCGAACGUUCACAAGAAAAGGGUGAUUUCCCUGCAGAAACUGUAUAUGUUUUACCAUCAAUGUCGAAACCACCUAAUGAUAUUUUAGCGCUGUUUAGUCUUGAAGCGGCAGAUCAUGGUCGAAGACUUACUCAACAAUUUUCUGUAAAUGGGACCGAAAAUCGUGAUCGACCGCAUAAUUUAUCCGAAUAUGCACUAGAUCAUUUCCGUGCUCCAUUAAAAAGAACAAUGUCAAAAGCAUUAACUUUAACUUCAGCAAGAAGGGGGAAUAUCGAUGAUUUAUGGCGAUAUUCUCGAGACCCAAUCAAACAACCACUUUUAAAGAAAUUACUUGCAAAAGACGAACUAGUGGAAGAGGCUUGUUUUGCUUUCACUGCCAUUUUAAAAUAUAUGGGAGAUUUACCUUCAAAACGGCCUAGAAUUGGAAAUGAAUACACCGACGCAAUAUUUGAAAAACCUUUAAAACAUGAAAUAUUACGCGAUGAAAUUUAUUGCCAAAUAAUGAAACAGUUAACGGAUAAUACGAAUCGAUUAUCUGAAGAACGUGGAUGGGAAUUAAUGUGGUUAGCCACAGGAUUAUUUACCUGCAGUCAAAGUUUAUUAAAAGAACUUACCUUAUUUUUACGCACACGACGUCAUCCAAUAUCCCAAGACUCCUUGCAUAGAUUACAAAAAACAUUACGUAACGGUCAACGAAAAUACCCACCACAUCAAGUAGAAGUUGAGGCUAUUCAACAUAAAACAACACAAAUUUUCCAUAAAGUUUAUUUCCCCGAUGAUACUGAUGAGGCAUUUGAAGUGGAUUCUAGUACACGUGCAAAAGAUUUCUGCCAAAAUAUUAGCCAAAGGUUAAACUUACGAUCAAGUGAAGGUUUCAGCUUAUUUGUAAAGAUAGCGGAUAAAGUAAUUUCCGUACCCGAAGGUGAUUUCUUCUUUGAUUUCGUUCGUCAUUUAACCGAUUGGAUUAAGAAAGCAAGGCCAAGUCGUGAUGGAGUUUCACCACAAUUUACAUAUCAAGUAUUUUUCAUGAAAAAAUUAUGGACAAAUACCGUGCCAGGUAAAGAUGGCAAUGCUGAUUUAAUAUUCCAUUUCCAUCAAGAGUUACCAAAAUUGUUACGAGGUUAUCAUAAAUGUACGAAAGAGGAAGCAGCACGAUUAGCUGCUUUAGUUUAUCGCGUUCGAUUUGGAGAAAGUAAACAGGAAUUACAAGCAAUUCCUCAAAUGUUAAGAGAACUAGUGCCAGCCGAUUUAGUGAAAGUUCAAAGUGCUAAUGAUUGGAAAAGAGCAAUUGUAGCUGCGUAUAAUCAAGAUGCUGGACGUAGUCCGGAGAAUGCCAAAAUAACAUUUUUAAAAAUAAUAUACAGAUGGCCCACAUUUGGAUCUGCUUUCUUCGAAGUAAAACAAACAACUGAACCAAAUUAUCCAGAAAUGUUGUUAAUUGCAAUUAAUAAACAUGGAGUCAGCUUAAUUCAUCCACAAACAAAAGAUAUAUUAGUAACCCAUCCAUUUACAAGGAUAUCAAAUUGGUCGUCGGGUAAUACAUACUUCCAUAUGACUAUUGGAAACUUAGUUCGUGGUUCAAAAUUAUUAUGUGAAACAUCAUUAGGAUAUAAAAUGGAUGAUCUCUUAACGUCAUAUAUUUCGUUGAUGUUAACCAAUAUGAAUAAACAAAGAAGUAUCAGAAUUAAAUAAUAGAAAUUUACGUGGAAUGGGUAGAUUGCUUUUAGAAUUUGACGUUUAUAGAUCUGCCCUGUAUUUAAAAUUUGACGAUUAUAGAUCUAGAUGCGGUAACUAAAAUAGUAAAGACAAGUUUCUAAAAUAUCUACUUAAGUAAGCAAAAACUGUACCAAGUUUAAAAGUUUUAACCGAAUUUAAAUUUGUUAGAAAAGAUUAACGAAUCCAUUUAUAAUGUGGGCUAUAUUAUGGUCAUAUAUAGAAAAUGGCUGGGACAUUUCAAAAAUAGAGACUUAUAGAAAUAACCUGGUCUCGAUAAUAAAUCUCUAAGGAAUCUCUAUAUUAAAUCAAAGUAUUAUAUUGAUUUGGUACUAUUCAAUUAUAUUUUGUGUUUGUUAAAGGCAAAGAAUUAACCACCGUUAUAAUUAAAAUAUGUUUACCCUCUCUGUAACUGCAUAUGACGCAAAAGUAAAAAAAUUGUCAUAAAAUAAAUACCUAAAUUUUUCUGGGAUUUGAACCACGUAUUUCUAAUUUAUUGUGCUACUGCUCUAAUUCCAAACUAGAUCAUUCAUCUAAUAAAAUGUAGAAGAGUAGAAAAUAUAACACUAAUUCGAGCAAAUAAUAGAUCCGCGCUUCAAACACUGUAAAUAUAUUAUUUUUCACACAUUCUAAAUUCAAAAUUAAUCCAUUAUUUAUAUAGCACGCAAAUUUAGUUCUUUCUUGUACGAUUAUUUGGUCCAGAUUCUUUCUUUUAUUCAUUUAAUUUCAAUAACGUUAAAUAUUACAUAACAUCUCUUUAUUACAUAAACAUGAAUUCGAAAAACCAUGUACCAUUGCAGUUGGUUCCCGGUGAAAUAAAAAUCCAUGAACAUAUUCAGUCUGGUAGAACGUAUUUACGUAAAAUAAAAAUGAUGAAUCUCACCUUUAGUAGUAUUCACCAGUCUAAAAUAUGCAGUCAUUUGAUUUUCUAUUGAUAACGAGGAGUUGCAAACCCGCCAACAGGCGAUAAUAAUUCGUACUAAUUAAAACAGGAAGUCAACCCGUUUUGAGUAGUUCGAAUUUAGACUAUCAGGCUACUUACCAUUUAUCAAUAGGCUUCUUGGAUGUUGAGUAUAUCUUGGAUGUACCUAUAGUGUAAUAAAUUUAACUAUACUACCAUUUUUUUAAAUUGAAAAAUAAAUUAGGUUAAAUGGCUUAAAAAACUGCAUUUAAGUGUUCUUACAUCUUUUUACAAUCAUUCUAUCUUUUUCUGUUUUGAAAUCACAGCAAAGAGGGUACAAAAAGAAAGACACGGUGUUUGUAAAAAGAUUUAAUAACACUUAAAUAGUCUAUUCCGACAUUUAAAAAUUUUUUUGAUCUGAUUUAUUUUUUAAAAAAGUAGCAAGAAAUGCAGCUUGCAUAUGCACUUUUGGCUGCUCAGUACGAAGUAUGGUGAAUCUAUUAUAUUUUAUACCACGAUUUGAUUAUGAGCAUAAAAAAAUUUACAAAUCCAUUUCUUAUUUUGCGUUCCAGUUCAUUUAACAAUAUGCCUUUUACUACUUAAACAUUCCAUUACAAUUUAACGAAUCUCAAAAUAAGCUUUUAGUAAUCUUAAGAGGAAGAAUUAUUCUCUGUUUAAAAUUCACAGGAUUCUAGAU